Molecule: messenger RNA, 1231 nt
Organism: Morus notabilis
Lineage: Eukaryota; Viridiplantae; Streptophyta; Magnoliopsida; Rosales; Moraceae
Exons: 9
Coding region: 122-1207 (361 amino acids)
Source: RefSeq, a predicted model, not a curated record
CUCCUCCGGCGCGGCGCUGAUUCUUCGUUAGCUCCUGGCUCUCUCCUCCGGCGGCGCUACUCUAGUUCUUCCUUGGCUCCAGGCUCUCCGGCAGUCACAGUCACAGAUUGAGAGGAAUUCAAUGGGUUCAGGAGCUGAAAAUCUUGAAGAGAAGUUGACAUCUUUGCUUGGUCAGCUCCAAUUUGAAAUUGGUAUUUUCCAAAGAAUGGUUUACAAAAACAAGAACCAGCAUAGGCGCUCCUCAUAUUUCCAAUAUUUAUUGAAGGUAAGGAGGGAUUUGAGGCUUCUGAGAUCUGCUAAGCUGGAAGAGGUUCUGAGUUCUUGCUUCCAAGUUAUUACUGGAAAGAGACCUAAACAAAAGGUUCAUCUUUUAGAAAGUUUGAAGAGGAGGAAACUUGAAGUUGGAAAAUAUACUUUCUUGGAGCGUCUAUUAGGAGCAGCACGGCUCCUUUCUCAGAUGGUUGAGCCAAUGCUAAAGGCAGCUUCUGGGAUAUCUGUCUUGCUUGCUCGAUCAUUUUUCAUGGGAUUCGCUCUGACAAUUUUGGCUGUGCUCUCACGAAUGCGAGUUUUGGUCCAACAGAUACUAGUUGACGUUGUUUCGGUAUUCAACACUGUUUCUUCUCUCUCCCUAAAGAAGCAAUCUGUAAAGAUAACUCAUGAUGGCAUUGGGGUCUUCAGGGAGUUUUUCCCUACAAACAUGGACUUUAUCACCUUGGAAUGUGUUUGGGAAUCAGACAAGUUUGUGUUACAUGAAAGGAUGCAUAAGAGUAAGAUUGAAAGUCAUGACUCAGAGCUCGAAGGAGGAGCUUCUAUACCAGCAUCAUCAGUACUAUAUCAAUGUGUCGAGUCUUUUCUUGGAGUUGAUGAACUACCUUCCGGGGGUGCAAACGAGGACCAAACGGCCAAAAAGGGCCCGAAACACGUCGAGGAAGACGCGGUGGAAACUGAUGAUGGAAAGCUGCAGGUUGAGGAUAGUCUAAAAUUCCCUCAAGGCGGUUUGCUUUCAUGCUCAAGCUCUUCUCCAAAUACUCCAAAACUAAAGUCUGCUUCAAAAAAAGUAGCCUUUGUUGCAGUUAAAAAUUCUGUGCCAUCAACAAUAAAUGCAAUGGGAAUUCAUUUAAAGGAAACUGAAAGCAAGAGUGGUGAAAAGGAAGAGUCGUUCUUUAGCUUGCUCUCUGCCGGAAGUACCAAAGAAAGCUUAUUUUGAAAUUGAUUACAUUUCAAUUAAUUU